CCACGCGAAUCUGCGCGCGCACGAAUCGGCGGCUGGGCCUGGUGGGACGGGACGCGGGGGGCAUCCAGCAGCAGCAGCAGCGGCGGCGGCAGCAAACAGCACAGGGGGGAGACGGGAGGCGAGCGAGAGGCAGCGACUCUACCCGCAAUAUGCGGCCACACGCCUCUUCUCCUGCUGCUCCCGCCGCUUGUGCCGCCGCUGCCAACCCCCUUGCUGCCGCCAGUCGUCUUGCCGCCACGACGGGACUACGCGGCCAGACGUGGGUGCCGUUUUGUGGAAGCUUGAUGCUGCUGACGGUGGUGGUGGUGGUGUGAAGAGGGCUUGGUGGUCGGUGGUCUUCUGGCCGCCUCCUCCUACUUCCAGGGUGUCCUCCAUCCCCUUUCCUCCUUCUGCUGGGAAGAAGGACAGGGGCCUCCGUCUCCUCUUGCUUCGGUCGGUCAUGUCGUCCAGGUCUUCGGGAGAGGCGAGACCCGGACAGCGACCGGCUGUCAGGGUUCACGAGCAGACGGGAGCUGGAGACAAGCGAGCGGUUGCUAGCUCCAUCAACGGGGUGACCCCUGGAGGAGGAAGCGCUGCAGGUGGAGGAGCAAAGAAGCAGCACUGGAGGAGCUACAAGCUGCUGGUGGACCCAGCGCUGAAGAAAGGCCAGCACAAGCUCUAUCGAUACGAUGGGCAGAGCUUCCAACCGCAGAAUCCCGGGCUACCGCCCGUCACGUCCGUGCAUGACCCACGCGCUUCCCGGCGAUGGACGCGAAUCGUGGAGGCCGAGUUGCCACUGCCCAAGUUCAAGAUUGAUGAGUAUUACGUGGGCCCGAUCCCGCCGAAGGAGGUGACCUUCGCGAAGCUCAACGACAACAUCAAGGAGCACUUCCUAACGGACAUGUGCAAGAAGUUUGGCGACAUCGACGCCAUGGAGAUCCUGCACCAUCCCAAGACGAGGAAGCACAUGGGCCUGGCCAAGGUGAUCUUCACCACGGUGAAGGCGGCCAAGGAGGCUGUGGAGAAGCUGCACAACACGUCUGUGAUGGGAAACCUCAUGCACGUGUUGCUCGACAACGGAGGGGAGAUGCGGGGGAAGCUCUACGAUCUCCUGCUUAGCGGGAAGUUCACGCCGCAGACGCUGCCGGUGGAGAAACUCACAGAGGAGGGGCCUGCCGACACGUGCCAGCCCUGUGACCCGCGCCGCCGGACGUUGAGCGAGAACGGCUGCUACCAGGGCGCUGCGUCGGCGAGCCUGGCGUCGGCCGACACGCCCUACUCCACCGACACGGCCUACUCGAGCGGUCUGCGCGACACCCCGGCCUCCUCCUCGGUACUGCCGCCGACGCCGCUGUCGUCGGCGACGCAGCACGGCACGCCGGGCUCCGUCGACUCGCUAUCGUACGGCUCGAUGCACAGCGCCGGCACCCCGGCCUCUCUCGAGCCGCCGCAGACGCCCACCGCCUCUUCUUCCUCCUCGUCGUCGGCCGCCCCUCUUCACGAGGCGGCCUACCUCCCGACGGCGAAGGAGGGUGGGCGGCGCACCGCAACCGGCGCGACUCAGAGGUUCUUCCCGGCGGAGGGGUACGCCGGCCAGGGCCUCGAGCACAAGUCGUUCGCGGCGCCGCCCGAGACGACGGCGUGGCCACAGCCACUGUUGCCGUCGCCGUCGGCGUUACACGGGUCGGCCCACCACGGCCGCCCCAGCGGGUUCCCCAAUCAUCCGCCCCCCCUGCUGCCUCCCCCGCCAACGACAACCUACACAGGAUACACGGGCUCGUCGGCGACAACCCCGGCAGUGCCGGCGGCAGCGGCGGUGACCGCCGCAGCCGCUCCGCCGCCUUCCGCGCCGUGGACGGGAGCGUACGGCGAGCCGGAGCGGCCAAAGUCGCCCCCCGGCGAGGGACCGCCCCGGCACGGGGAAGGGAGUGAUGGCUCGUUUGUAACGGCCAAGGCAGCGGUGGCGGCUGACUCGCUGUCGCUUUCUCGGGAGAGCGGAGUGAAGACUUCCCGCCGCACGCCGUCGCCCGUGCCCUCCGCCUCCUCCACGCCGCCCCCCUCCUCGAGCCUGCCCGGCGAGAGUCCCCCCGGCUCGGCGCAGCCAUGCAGCCUCGACUCGCGCAUCGAGAUGCUGCUCAAGGAGCAGAGGGCGAAGUUCCCCACCUUUCUCAUGGACGACCACGUCCCCAGCGGCGAGAGGGAGGCGACGCGGGGACGGAGGAGGCCUCCGUCCCCGCCCACGCCGCCCACGCCCAUCUCCACCAUCUACGGCUUUGAGCUGGAGGAGAUCUCGCCGACGCCGUUGUCUUUCUCCGACGAGUCGGACAUUGGUGAUGAGGUGGAUGACAGUCGCGACGAGAGGAGCUCGAGCUCAACGAUCCUCAAGGGCGUGGAAGCGAUGGUGUCGACGCUUCGCAAGGACAGCGAGCUGAGGCCCUCGAAGCCGGACGUGUUCAGCCCGGACACGCGCCUCUCGUUCAGCUCCGAGAGCGGCGGCGCCCACACGCCCAGGGCCGAGCAGCAGCAGCAGCAACCUCAGCAGCCGACGACGACGCCGACGUCGUCUUCGUCGCGGCCGAGCAGCAGGACCCAGACGCCCAAACAGGACGUUUGGCCGCAGACGCCGAAGCAGGACAGCUGCCCCGCGACGCCCAGCAAGAGCCACGGUGGCGCCAAGCCCGACAGCCGCCCCUCCACGCCGAGCAGGCUGCCGCCCCUGCCGGCUAGGUCGGACGGCGAGGGCAGGCUGCCAUCGGAGUGCGCCACGCCCAUCAUGGACGCCGAGGACAGCAGGGGGGCAGACGUGGAGAUGGUGGAGGUGCCCAGCGAGCCUCCACCUCCCAAAGAGCUGUCGGACGACGACAUGGACAUCUCAGAUAAUGAGACGGGGCAGUCCCCGUCCAUCUCCGCACCCAUCGAAGUUAACUCCCCCGUACCCACCUCGGUGGCCCACCACCCACCCACGUCCAUCCCCCCCACGGGGCCGCCCCCCAUCAACCUGCCCCCCCCGCCGAUCCCCCCGCCCCCCCACCCGCCCCCGCCGGGAUUCCCCCCCUCCAUCCCGCCCCCCUUUUCCAUGCCGCCCCUUCCGCCCCCUCCCUGCGUUCCGCCGCCCCCUCCUCUGCCAACGCUGGUGCCGCCCCCUCUGCCGCCUCCGCCUCCGCCGCCGCCUCCUCCGCCGCCGUCCUCCGUUCUGAGGCCUCCGCUGCCGCCCCCGCCGGGGCUGCCGAUGCCCCCGCUGCCCCCGCCGCUGCCCCCGCCCCACUCAGCCAUGCCACCGCUGCUGCCCCACUUCCACUAUGGCAUGCCCAACCAGGCGGAGCUGGUGCGGCACUGGUUCCGCAGCACCGCGCCGGGGGCGCCCAUGUCCUUCCAGAUGCAGACGCAGAUGCUGAGCCGCAUACACAUGAUGCAGCGCUACUCGGCCAAUUCGGCGGGGAUGCCGGGCCAGCCCGCGCCGGGCCAGCCCGCGCCCCACGCUCCGUACCCUUACCCGUACCCGCUUCCCAGGCCUUCUCACGCCGGUGGCGCCGGCGGUCCCGGCGGCGUCGGCAUGGGCGGAAUGGGUCACUUGCCGGGGCCGCCAAUGUCUGGCGGCACCGCGCCGCCCUUCCCGUCGGCGCAGCUCUACCCCAAGCUGCCGCUUCCUCUGCCUCUGCCGCUGCCGCUGCCGCCGGUGACGUUCAAUCCGGCGGUUCCCCCGCCCGGGUACAGGCCGCCCCCCAAGAAGAAGGACGACCCCCACCAGGCAACGAUCGAUGGCGUGCUGGAGGCCGUGAUGACCGAGCUGAAGAACAUCAUGAUCCGGGACGUGAGGAAGCGAAUGGUGGAAGGUCUCGCCUUCAAGACCUUUGACCACUGGUGGGAAAAGCAGGAGAGGAAUUUCAAGACGCCCUGCAAGGAGGAGGAGGUCGGCAAGUCGGAGGAGGUCGCCAAGCCGGAGGACGCCGGCGGAAAGAGCGACGAGCCGGGCAAAGCGGCGGAGCCCAUCUCGGCGUUGCUGUGCGGGCCCUCGCCCUUCGAGAGCUGGGGGAAGGGCUCGGUGCUGGGCGUCGACGGCCUUGGCUUCGGCAUGGGCCUGCGUGGCGCGCUGAGGUUGCCCUCCUUCAAGGUGAAACGGAAAGAGCCCCCGGAGCCAGCUGCCGUGUCGGAGCAGAAGAGGGCGCGCGUGAGCCCCUCGUGCGAGCUGGAGGAGGAAGACGAUGAAGAGGAGAGGAUGAGCGACGCCUCCGAGGCCGAGGGGCAGCCGGUUGGACGCGUGCGGAAGCACAGGGUGGCCCGGCCGCUGGAGCUCGACAGCGAAGGGGAGGAAGAGGAGGAGGAGGAGAAGAAGGAGCAAGAGAUGUCAGUGGAGGAGGAGGACGAGGAAGAGGAGGAAGAGGAGGAGGAGGAGGAAGAAGAUGAUGAUGAUGAUGUGGAAGAGAAGGAAGAGGCAGCGGCGGAUUUGGCGGAGGUGUUGGAAGAGGAACGCUCUGACGUGGAGAAGAAGGCGCGAGCAGUCGACGUGAAGAUGGAAUCGGAUGGCGCUCAGACGGCCAGCGAGGUCUCCUCAAAGUCCGGCACGGAGUCGACCUCCGCGUCGGGCUCGGAGUCGCAGUCGGAGUCGCGUUCUGGGUCGGAGACGCAGUCGGAAUCGGAGCCGGAGUCUGAGCUGGAGACGGCGAGUCGCGUGUCUCCAUCGGACGCCCGCCCCGCGGACAAGGGCUCGUUGUCCAUCUCCUCGUCCUCCUCGUCCUCCUCGUCGUCGUCCUCCUCGUCGUCCUCCUCCUCCUCUUCCUCCUCGGAGUACGAGAGCAGCUCUUCGUCGUCCUCAUCGUCCGAGUCGGAGUCGGAGGACGAGGAGCAGAGCGCUCGGCGCGAGACGAGAGCACGGGCGAGCGCCGGUGCCGUGGCGGCGGCGCUGGCGCGCGACGACGAGGACUACACGUUCGACGCCGACGACGAGGGCGACGAGGUGCCGACGGCAGACGUGCCGGCGUUCUGCGAGCACAAGAGUGAGCCGGGUUCCCCCGUGGCGGCAUUGCCGCCGCCGCCGCCGCCGCUUGCCGUUCCGGCCGCUCCGCCGGGCCGGCCGGUUGCACCGUUCGGCGUGGGGCCAGCCACGCCACCUGGCGCCCCGCCGCGCUCGGACGAGAGCGACCUGGAGACGGCCGAGUGCGACGACGACGACGAGGAGGAGGAGGAGGAGGACGUGCCUCGGACGCCCGGCAGGGACCCGCCGCCGCAGUCGGCGUUCUCCGACGUCGACUUCCCCGAGUCGCGGGGGCCGCGGCUCUCCUCGUCGGAGGCGGACUCCUGCGGCGGCGGCGGCGGCGGCGGCGUCGUCGCAUGGAAGACUGCGGCACAGAGGCCGCCACCGACGGUGCCGCACGGCUUUGCCGUGCCGCAGAGGGUAUCUCCGACGGCGCGGACGUCGCUGUCGGACUCCGUCACUCCCACGUCGCUCCUGGGGUCCCUGUCGGGGUCGACGUUGCUCCCUCCGCGGUCGCCAAAUCUUCACCUCAACAUCCCCGUGACGCCCGGCAGGGACAUGGGCUUUGUGUCGCCAUUUGCCGAGGCUUUGCCGCGCAGCCCGGCCGCCGGCGACGGCGGGAGCCAGCGGCAGGUACUCGCAUCGGCCGACUUUGGGCCACUGCCCGGCAAGGAGUUUCCUUCAUUUCAGAAUUCGCGGACCUUUUCCGGCAAGGAUGACGACUCUGCGAUGGACACCUCCUUGCCCCCACUCGACGGCAAGGAGACGUCGAGCAGCCAGAAGAGGGCCGAGAGUCUCUUCAGGAGGGGCGAGAUCGAGUACGACAUCUCAUCGGACGACGACGUCCCGGAGCACAACGGGGCCGUGUCGGCCAUACUCUCCUUCCUGUCGGAGGACGAAGCGCUGGAGGAGAGUCGUCCCUCGCCCGAGCCGCCGGUAGACGAGAGGGAGCGGUCUGAGAUGAAGGACGACGUCGCUUCGCCGCGGGCCUCGUCCCCCGCCGUGACCCCCGAUGACAUCUGCAAGCCGAGGUCCGAGGCCAAAGUCACCGACGUUUGCGAGGAAUCGAAGAGGUCGACGUCGGACAAGAUCAAGCUGCGGCCCGUGGUGAUGCUGCACUCGAGGGACUGGGAGAAGCUCAAGCAGUUCCGCUACGUGGAUGCAGACCGGACGGAGAAGGUGGUGACGCUGAAGCUCUCGGCGCAGCAGUCGGCCUUGCAGGCGGAGCUCGGCAAAAACCUGCGGUACAAGGCUGACUCCGGCACCGCCGCCGACGUCGCCGCCGAGCUGCUCGCCGAGAUCAAGCAGAAGGGCGCGCGGGAGUCGCAGGCCGACGGAGCGACACGGCCGUCGGAGGACGAGCGGGAGGACGGAGAGCUCGGGCGCCCGGCGGAGAAGAUGGAAGUGGAGGUCGUGUGCAAGCGAGAAGUGGAGGCGCCGGAGGAGACCACGGAGGAGAAGGAGGAGGCGGAGGAGGAGGAACGGGAGGAGGACCGUCGCGUCAUCGGCGAGCUGCGCCUGCGAGCGGCCGCGUUCACCGAGAGCCCCAAGCCGGCAGAGACCAAGUUCAGAUGGAAGCGCAGGGGAGUUGUUCCCAUGGAGACGGUGCCCGCGCCGUGCGUCACAAGCGAAGCCGCCACCUCGUCUCCCCUCCUCCCGGGGCCCCCCUCGUCCGCCGAGGAGACGCCGUCCUCCCGGGACGGCGGGGAGCUCGUAGCCCGGGACUCGGAGUCUCGACCGAUAGGGACCUCGAUCGAGACCGAGUCGAGGCUCACUCCGCCGGACGAGGAGAUGUCGCCGCCGCGCGACGAGGUGGAGGGUGACGCCUCGGCGGCGUCGCCUGAUGAGGAGGAGGUGCGGGAUUCCAGGACUCGUGACGCGGAGGACUUGAGGCGUUCGGGCGCGGCCGAGGAAAUGGUUGUUCAAGCCAAGCUCGUUGAGAAGGUGCACGACCUGAAAGAGGAGCUGGUGUCGGUGGAAGAAGAGGCGUUGAAAGAAGAGGUCUUGAAAAGGAAGGUUCCAAAGGAAGAGGUGUUGAAAGACGACGUCGAUGUCACCAAAAAUGACGACGUCAUCAAAAAGAGGACGGUGAAGGAUGAGGUGUUGAAAGAGGACGUAAUGAGAAAGAAGGCACUGAAGCAAGAGGCCUUGAAAGACGACGUUAACAUGAGGACAGUUCAAGAGGAGGUUUUGAAAGAGGAGGUCUUGAUAAAGGCACUGAAAGAUGAGGUUUUAACAGACGACGCUGUCAUAAAGAGGACGGUGAAGGAAGAGUUACCGAAAGACGACAUUGUGACAAAGAAGGUGCUGAAAGAAGAGGAGUUGAAGGAGGAGGAGAGUGAAGACCGGCUCUCCGAGACGAACAAAUCCGAGGUCCUGCCUGAGGCCUUCCUGCCAAAACCCCUCGCUCAGGAGCCGCCCCACUCAGAAGCUCCCAAGGUGGACGUGAGAACGUCCACGCCGCAGCCCGGCGCCACGCCGAUCGCCGCCGCCACCGCCGCCGCCGUCCCCGUCCCCGUCCCCGACGCGCUCACGCCGAUCGGCGUUUGCGGCGGCGGCGUCAGCAGCGGCAGCGACAGGGGCGGCGUCGAGACGGCGCUGGCCGAGGGCCUCCUCGCGGAGGCGGCGGCGGCGGCGGCCGCGCGGCCCAAGGUGGGUCGGAAGGGCCGGCGGCGCGGCCUGCGGCCGUCCGAGGGCCCGGCGGCGCGCAUCCCCACGCCGCCGCCCUCGCCGCCCGACUACCACUUCCGCCCGCGCAGCCAGUUCGAGGAGAUGGCGAUCCUCUACGACAUCUGGGACAUGGGCAUCGACGCGGAGGACGUGGAGUACCUGCGCACGACCUACGCGAGCCUCCUGACGCAGGAUAACAGCAUGGAGUGGCUCAACGACACCCACUGGGUCCCUCACCCUCACACGCACAUCCCGCGCGCCGAGCGCCCUGGCGGGCGCGGGCACCGCAAGAAGGUGGCGGGCGACGGGCUGCGCGAGCACGCGACGGGCUGCGCCCGCAGCGAGGGCUACUACAAGAUCAGCAUGAAGGAGAAGGCGCACUACCUGGCCGAGCGGCUCGUCGCUCUGGACGAGCAGCUUCCGGCCGACACGCAGGGCAUGAGCAUCCCGGCCCAGCCGUCUCUGUCGACGCGCGCCGGCUCGGAGCGGCGCUCGGAGCAGAGGAGGCUGUUGGCGUCGUUCGGCAGUGGGGGUCCGGCUGACAGCGACCUCUUCAAGUUCAACCAGCUCAAGUUCCGCAAGAAGAAGCUCAAGUUCACCAAGAGCGACAUCCACGACUGGGGCCUCUUCGCCUUGGAGCCGAUCGCGGCGGACGAGAUGGUGAUCGAGUACGUCGGCGAGGGCAUCCGGCAGGUCAUCGCGGACAUGCGUGAGCGGCACUACGAGAAGGAGGGCAUCGGCAGCAGCUACAUGUUCCGCGUGGAUCACGACCACAUCAUCGACGCCACCAAGUGCGGCAACCUGGCGCGGUUCAUCAACCACAGCUGCAACCCCAACUGCUACGCCAAGAUCAUCACCGUGGACUCGCACAAGAAGAUCGUCAUCUACUCCAAGCAGGCCAUCGCCGUCAACGAGGAGAUCACCUACGACUACAAAUUCCCGAUCGAGGACGAGAAGAUCCCCUGUCUCUGCGGUGCCGAAAACUGCCGGGGAACCCUGAAUUAGCGACGCCGGCUCAUCGUCCGUUCGCCCGCUCGCGCGCCCACUCGUUCACCCGACCAGCUCGACCGAUCUCACCUCCUCGAAUGGGGCAGGCCGUGCGGGCGAGCGGGCGAGCGGACGGGCUGCGUUCGCUGGGUCGGUCAGGCAAAGAGGACAGGAGCUGUGCUUGUUGUGGGCCGAUGGUCAGCACGAGCAGCUGGCGCGUCGCGUAAAAGGCCGUGAAGGAGCAGAGCAAUUCUCGAGGGCAAUGGUUACCGGCAAUCUUCUCCAGCAAACGCGUUCACGGUGGCAACUUGGUACGCCAUUUGGUAUGGAGGGGUAUAGAGUUCUACCCUAGCCAAUGAAAACAGAGUUUUCUUGAAAGUAGCAAAACAUACCAACACAGAACAGUAAAAUCGACAUGUGGAAUAACAUACCAAGAAACAGUAAAUCCAUUAUUAAAAAGUGCGUUUGAUGAAGAGUGAUUGCUUUACAGAGCUCAUCACCUCGGGUAACCAUAUGAUGCCAUGUGACGCCUGUCUGUGAUCCAAUUGGCAGUCGCCCAUGGGCAGGGCAGUGGUCAGAUUUGUCCAGAUUUUGAACAACUGCAUUGUUGACGACAGAAAGUCGUUGAGUAACUUCACUGCCAGCGACGAUUCCCACCGACGAUUGCCCUAAAAUGACCGUGGAACGCCACGGCCUUGACGACGACGCGAAGGGCCCGACCGGUCUCAGCGACGACGACGACGACGACGACGUGGAGCCGGCACCGCCGAGGAGGCCGAUUGUUUAUUUUCACAUUGCUGCUACUGGUGAACUUUUUGAAAUGCGUGCAAAAGCAAAAAAAAAAAUGUAAAUAGUAUAUUUUUGUGACGGGAGAAGCACUCGCAAAAGGAGGGAGAAGGAACUCUUUUUGUUUGCCCAAUGCCGGCGAGGAGGAGGAGGAGGAGGACGACAUGCCAGCGUUUAAUUAUGCGCACACGUUUUUACACGCCCAAUCCCCCGUCCCGUUCUGCGUUUUCCGCGGAGCUCUCGUCGUCAUUCGCGCCCGGUUCGAGGAGCUCGUUCACGUGUUUUUCUUUCCCCGGGUUGACUUGACAUGGGGGGGGGGGGGCACGGGGUGCCAGGGGAUGGGGGUGGGGUGACAGCACCGCUACACCCCCCCCCCCACCCCUCCCUCCAAGCCCCCCCAACCUCUACCACGGUUUACAGCGGCGAACAGCGAGCACGUUUUUAUUUUGUUUUUUUUCCCCGGGAAGAUCGCAAAACUGGGAAAACCAUUUUUUGGAGAAAAAGUUUGUUGCUUGAAUAUUUAGUUUUAGUUUUUUGCGAAGCGUGACUUUGCGGAUAUGACGCGUCCCCGUCGCCACCGAGAAUCUGUCCCUCCCUUACCGGCGCGGCGCAGGGACUUGCCGUUCCGGCUGGCUCGGACGCCCGGGCGUUCUUCGUGUGCGAGGGUUGUGGAUUUAUGAGUUUGUUGUUGCAAGUGACUGCGUUAGGGGUUUUGUUGGGGGGAGCUAUGACGACGACGACGAUGUUUUCUAAGUCACUUUCAUUUGGGGUGGGGGGAUGUUUGCGUAUCUUGUAUUUUAAUCGCUUUGGGCUGUACAUAAGCCACCCGGGGGGCCAAGUCCGCCGUGCGACGGCGACCGCACCGUGUACAUAGCGCGCGGCGUGGACUCCCACCGGAGCUUUUGGCUCUUUCUCCGUGCACUCUUUGUAAUUCUGUCCUGUAUAUAGUUUUGUAAUUAUGAGCGCUGGCGAAUGGAAAAACGUGUGAGUACUGUUAUAUGGGGCGUUUGUGAUUUUUUUUUUGACAUUAUGCCGAAUUUUUGGUUUGGCGGUGACGUAGGGGAGCACGCUCGGGUUCUCUCGGAGCAGCGCGUCGUUGGGGUGAUACGGGAGUGAAGUUUGCUUGCCCGGGCGAAGUCACUUGUGCGGCCACGGUUGCUGGUCGCCGGCACAGGUGAGCGACCGGAUGGUUGUGUGGCCCGGCGUGACGCCAUCAGGAUCGGAGAAGUGCUCGCACUGCACGCUCGGACCUGGAUUUGACACCGGAGUGGAUCGUCGGGAUUUUAAAUGUUUACCGCGUAUCAAGCUCAGGAGCGGGAAAGCAGGAGCAACGAUUUCUCUAAACACUGUGCCCAUGAUGCACCGCCGGUAAUUUUAGGAUGGUCGUCGUCUGCGAAUGAAUGGUUUGCUGGAAAAGGCUUGAUCACCCCACAUUCAUAUAACCCAUGCUAAACUUCUUUUUGAACAGGUUACAUGCCAUUCUCAUAGUUUUGAUUGUGUCGUGUACGCACACACGGUCGCACAAUGACCCGAAUCACAUUGUUUAUCCGCUUAAUUAACUUACUGUGAACAAAAGCCUCCCACUACUUUCUGGACAGAUCUUGUGGGUUGUCGAGUUUUUUCAGCACAUCCCUCGAUUUGCAAUGAUAAAUGUGGUUGUCCAAACCCGGACAAGUAUCAUCGCUGCUCCCCUUCGCGGGCAACUGCUAUGUCAACGUCCUAUCAGGUCACCGGCAAGAGGUGAAAUGACGAUCCGAGGUUGUGCUCUCACACAUCAAAUGCAUUCUUUCUAAAAACGUUUUUUUUAUUAUUGGCCGGAAAGAAAUGUGUUUCUCUGCCCUUGUCGAUGCCACCACGUUAACAAAUGCUUCACCGAUGGCAAACGCCCGAGUUUAAUCCUUGGCGUUUAUUGCACUGGCCCAAUCGGCCUUCGCGCGCUCGGUGACGGUUGUCGAAUUGGCUGCCGGGUUGUGGAAACAUCGGUCCGAGUCUUUUGGCAUUGCCGGCGAUCGGCAAGGCGGUUCGAACUGUGAAGUUUCUCAGGGGGUGUGCGGCGGCGCGCGAGGAGCGAUCGGUCCCUCGGGAGUUGUGGAGCGGUGUCGCGGCACGGAGGGAAUGUUGCCGCUCUGCACGACGAGCAAUUCGGUUGGGAUGAGAGCGGUGUUUUUAGUUGGUCUCCGCGUCAGGUCUGUUUCGAGUCUUGUCGACGGCAGCCUGUGGAAUUUUAGUCUGGAUUUUAUUUCGUCGGCAUUUUUUUUUCUGACGAGAUGCUAAUCCACCGACGCAUUUUUGUUUUUAACUCCACGCAUGUCGUCUUCGACUCGACUAAGACUAAACUCAUUCACGCACUGAUCAAAACUCAACACUUGGACGAGAGCGAGCGAGUGCGGUUAAGUUUGUUUUUGCGUUUGUGAACGCGUCUGGAUAAGAACGCGCGUGCAUCCAUCACUCGGUCUGGAGGAGAGGCGAUUCUAACCCGCAGGGGUCGACGACCAAAAUGACGAGGAGAUUUUUUUUUUUAGACUUCCGAAUUCGGUAGGAAACAAACUCCCCCCCCACCCCGUCCCUCAAUAUUUCAAGUCGCAAUGCACGUGAUGAAAUACGAGACGGGUGACCCUUAAUAAAUAAUGUCACGAAGCAAGUCCAUUUUGUGAGCCGCAGGUUUUGCGACUCCUGUUCCAACUCGUACCUUGAAUUUUUUUUCCCGUCUCGAAAUGCGUCACCAGCUGAAAUUCGUUUUCUGAAACCAUUUUCUGUUGCCCUAAACCCAGCCUCAACUAUUUUUUUUUAAAACGAUUGUUUUCCAUUAUAUAUUGUGCCUGUUUUGGUGCUAGACAUAUUUAAAGUGCGUGAAUAUUUAUUCAUUUUUUUCUGAACAGUCGUGGCUGUAAUGUACAGAGUUGUAUAUAUCAUGUAAGUUAAAAUUUAACCCCUUCUCUGCCAGGACUGCGCCUGGAGAUGGAUGCCGAGCGGUGAUUUUGGUUCAUUGUUAAGCACUCUUGCGCUGUGUACAUAAUGUUUAUAGCCGGACGAAUCUACCCACCCCUACAUUGUCUAACUGUACCACAGUAUGUUUUAUAAUAUAAAGAAUUAAAGCCUUCAAAGGUCUUUUUUAAAAAAUAUGUAACAAAGAUA
Messenger RNA from Petromyzon marinus (sea lamprey), 12529 nucleotides. NCBI's taxonomy places the organism in Eukaryota, Metazoa, Chordata, Hyperoartia, Petromyzontiformes, Petromyzontidae. The record is from RefSeq and is a predicted model, not a curated record.